Molecule: messenger RNA, 1243 nt
Organism: Cuscuta europaea
Lineage: Eukaryota; Viridiplantae; Streptophyta; Magnoliopsida; Solanales; Convolvulaceae
Source: the annotation of a GenBank genome assembly
AUUCCCUUCUCGCAAGACAUGAGAAUAGUAACCCCCCGUUCAUGUUCGAGUGCAGCACCAUUUCCUGAAUCACACUUCUCCAUUUUCCAACUCCUCCAUCUUCAAUGUAACUCUAAGCUACCUUAGAAUCCAUCUCCACCUGAAAUCCCUUAUAUCCUUCUCGAAUCGCCCAAAGAGUAGCGAUACUCACAGUAAAUAACUCUGCAUCCCGACUCGAAAUCACUGACAAGGGAAAUGAGAUAGCAGCGAGCAUCUCUCCGUCGUUGUUGCGCAUAAUCGCACCUCCACGGCUCCACUCGCAGCUCAUUCGUUAUGCAAAGUGGGAGCAGAAGAAUUUAUCGUUCUCAUAGCACGUGGAAUCGGAGGUUCAGAUUAUUGAUUGACCCGAAGCUUAGGGUUUCAUGUACAGUCCAGGAUAACGAAAAUCCAAGCGAAGGAGAAGAACCUCCCGAGUCAUUGUUUGUUAAAGAGUUGAAAAGACGAGGCAUGACUCCUACAUCAUUACUUGAAGAAAGCAACAAAAAGAUACAUGAGAGUGGAACAAAAAUCAAGGAGGAAGAUGGAAGCUUAUUUCGUAAAAGUGAUGUCUCAACAGAAUCAGGAAGAAACUUAUAUAAUCAGAGAGAGCAGUCUAUGGCUUUAAAUAGUGAAGGCAUUGAGGGCUUAAUUCCGCGAGCUAAGCUUUUACUUACCCUUGGAGGGUCAUUCAUUUUGGGAUUUGGCCCAUUGAUCCUAGUAAUCAUUGCAUUUUUCUCUGCUUUGUACGUGUAUUCUGGACCCAAAUUUAUCCACGACGCAAGCAACACGCACAUCACUCCUCCGAAAUACGUUGAUCCUUAUGCACUCCUUGAAGAAGAAAGGAUAUCACAGAAGGUCAAUGAUCUAAAAUUCUAAAUUGAAGAAGUAAACCUCACUUUACACAUGAGAAGUACAUGUUUAUGCCUAUUUUACCCUUUUGCUUAAUUUUCUUUUUGUUAGAAUCUAGGAUUUUACAAGUAGGUUUAUCUUUUCUCUGACGUGUAAAGUAUGUAUCUUAUCGCCGUGAUUCCGUGAAGGUGUCUUCAAAUGAAUUGGCUCUUUGUAUCGGCAGAAAUGCAUGUUUUAUAUAAUUACUAUAUGAGCAGGAAUAGGCAGUUUGCAUUCAGUCUAAAUGUUCGUUCAUAUAUAGGCACAAUUGUUGAACAAUAAACUUCAAGAUUCCAAAUUUCCCGUUGUAAGAAUUAAAGAUAGAAUAGUAAUGAGA